This is a messenger RNA of Diabrotica virgifera virgifera (western corn rootworm), 4515 nucleotides long. Its product is annotated as zinc finger MYM-type protein 1-like. NCBI's taxonomy places the organism in Eukaryota, Metazoa, Arthropoda, Insecta, Coleoptera, Chrysomelidae. Gene Ontology annotation, molecular function: protein dimerization activity. The transcript is spliced from 2 exons. The record is from RefSeq and is a predicted model, not a curated record. Bases 1179 to 2648 code for a protein of 489 amino acids.
UUGGCAACCACCGUACGCCACGCGCCGCCGCUCCGCGCUUCCGAUAUCAGUCAGUUCAGUUGUUCAGUUUGUGUUGGUGGUUUACUCUGACUUUAUAGGUUAUGUGUGACAGUUUAUGAGUGUAUUGUUUUCUGAAAUACUUUUAAUUGAAGAUAAGACAGAAAAUAUUAACGAUGAGUGAUGGGCGGAAACGAUUGAGUGGUUCUGGCUACCGAAAAGAAGCUCAGAAAAAACUGGAAAAACAAAGAGAAGUAGUAGAAAAAACCGCAAAGAUAUCAAAUUUUUUUAAGAAAAGCAACUCUCAAGAUGAAAACUUAAAAUGUACUCCUACCGACGACAAUGUCACUCCGUGCGGUAGUGGUAGGCCUAAUUAUGGUCAGACUCACGUAAAAGAAGGUGAUGAUGCUCUUAAUGACGCUGAAGCAUCGAUUAAGGAACCAGAGCGUCCAUCCUCAUCACGGUCUUCAAAUGAAGAUAAGGUGAUACCGUAUCCUUUGGAUGUUAAAAUUGUGGAUGACCCAGCUUUGUGGGAGAUAAAUGACCAUACUCGUGAAUAUGUGGUUACGAGAGGAAUCAACCAAAACAUAGAUGAAAUGGAUUUAUCACGGUCAAAAAGAUUAAUUGGAGGGCAAAAUCGAUAUUUAUCUAAGUCCCUUCUGAAAACAAAGCUGAUAAACGGCAAAGAGAUGAAAAGAUCCUACUUGAUGUAUUCCGAGAUCAGUGGCAAAUUGUAUUGUGUUCCCUGCCAAUUAUUUGGUGGCACAACAAAACUUGCGAAAGAAGGUUGUGAUGACUGGAAGCAUGGCAAUGACAUUUUGAAAUCGCAUGAAAAUUCCUCUGACCACAAAACAUGUGUAUUGGCAAUGAAAACCAGGAUGUCAUCAAAGGGAAUACAAUCACUGCUCACCAGUCAAAUUGAAGACGAGCAAAACUACUAGCGCAAUGUACUGAAGAGAGUGGUUGCAGUAGUUAAAUCCCUAGCAGCUGCAGGUCUUCCUUUAAGAGGGCACGAUGAGAAAUUCGGGUAAUUGUCAAACAGUGGCAAUUUCAUCUUGUGUCUAGAAUUGAUUGCCGAAUUUGACCCAUUCAUAGCUGAGCACAUCGCUAAAUAUGGAAAUCCCGGACAGGGUCAUACUUCAUAUUUAUCCUCGACUACUUAUGAAGAGUUUGUAAAACUAAUGGCCCAUAAAGUCGUGAAAGAAAUAGUAGAAGAAGUUAAAGUAGCGAAAUAUUUUUCUAUUAUUGUAGAUUCUAGCCCAGAUAUUACGCAUACAGACCAACUCGCAAUAGUCCUUCGGUAUGUGUUACCUAACGGAAAGUCCGUUGAAAGAUUUCUUUGUUUUCUUCCAUCAGUUGGCCACAGAUCAGAAGCUCUGUUUGAUGCAGUUAUUAAAGUUCUGGCCGAAAAUGAAAUUGAUAUUGAAAACUGUAGGGGUCAGUCAUUCGAUAAUGCAUCGAAUAUGUCCGGUAUGUAUACUGGCUUACAAGCCAGGAUUCGUGAGGUUAGCCCUUCUGCCAUGUAUACUCCAUGCUCUGCACACUCUCUUAAUUUAGUUGGAGACAACGCUGCCAGCUGUUGUACAGAAAGUACUAAUUUCUUCUUACUUCUUCAAAACCUUUACGUUUUUUUCACAAGCUCUACCAAGCGAUGGGAAAUAUUGAAAGAAUUAUUGAUGAAAAAAGAGAAUGUUAGUUUAAAGAAAUUAUCAGACACUCGUUGGUCCGCACGUGAUGAUGCUUGUCAAAGCAUUAACAGAGACUGGAAUGAAGUAAUUGAGGCACUCACCGUCAUAUCAAAUGAUGAGAAUGAGAAACCUAAAACAAGAUGUGAAGCUUCUGGAUACCUUCAGCAAAUACAACGGCUAGAAACAGCGAUUCUCUCUAUUUUGUGGGGAGGCUCGUUAUCUAGGUUCAACCUGACAAGUAAAAAGCUACAGUCAACAUACGUCGACCUAUCAACUGUCGCAAAACUCUAUGAGUCAUUAAUAGAAUAUGUUAACAGUAUUCGAGAUGAGUUUGAAAUCUAUGAAAAUGGAGCCCUUGAGAAGGCUGGUAUUGCUGAGUACGAAGACCAGACCAGAAGAAAAAAGAAACGAAAGCUUUUAGCGGGCGAAACCAGAGAUAAUGAAACUGAGCUCAGUGGUGGAAUUGCAUUUAAAACCAACACUUAUCUCGUCAUCGUUGACAGGCUCAUAUCCGAAUUGACCAGAAGAAAGGAAGUGUACAGUUUGCUUAGCGCAAGAUUUGAUUUUUUAAUCAGUGGAGCAACUAUGAACAGUAAUGACAUAAAAGAUAAUGCAGCGAGGUUGAGCAAAGAAUAUCCUAAUGAUUUGCCAGAUGCGGAAGAAUUCGGCAAUGAAUGUCUACAUUUCUUUGGAUUCAUUAAAACCAUCGACAAAGAAGAUCGCCCAAAGACACUCCCCACUUUUUGCGAGCUCCUUUAUGAUAACGAUCUGCAAGAUUUGUAUCCAUACGUUGACAUUGCCCUAAGGAUAUUUUCUACAAUGCCAGUAUCUAACUGCUCGGCUGAAAGAUCUUUUUCCGUACUCCGUAGGAUAAAGAACAACUUGAGGUCAACAAUGUCACAUGAUCGUUUGAAUUGGUCGGCAGUUUUGUCAAUCGAAUCCGAUAUGACAAAAAAAAAAUAAAUUAUGAUGACAUCAUCGAUUUCGUCCAUGCAACGUUGUGCAAAAUAAGGAGUUACUUUUAUAAUGUGAUGUUUAGGGGAAAUUGUUACAGUAUUCGGUUAGGUCGUAUCUGGUAGGAAUAUAUGUAUCUCUUUUGUAUACUAUUUGAAAUGAAUAUUUGUUUUUUUUGAUACGAUUUAAUGCUUAGCAAAUAGGCAACUUUUUUAUUGACGUAUUUGGUAGGAAAAUUAGGAAAACACGUCUCUUUUAUUUGUUAGGCUGACUUUUUGAUGUAUGACCUUGUAAUGAAUGUGAGUUUUAUUUAAUACACUAUAAGAAUUACAACUCAAUUAAUUAUCGUCCAGAAUUUCAUUUUCUCCCGUUUCCUUUUUAGUAUUUUAAUUUUUAAUUUAAUACGUGCAAAUUACAAAAUAAUAAAUUUUAGAUGACCUUAAUUCUAAUCUAAGUACGCCUACAGUAUUAUUAAAAUCCUAGGCAAGUAAUUGUAUUGAAAUUCCUAAAUACAUCUUCUUAAAUCUAUUGAUUAAAUCCAACAGGAAUUUUUCGAUUAAUUCAUGAUCUUUUUAAUAAUUUGCCAGUUGAUAAAAAUGUUGGAACAUAAGUUAUCAUACUUUAUGGUAAAAACAAUAACUGCAACUAUAAGAAGCGUAACUUCAAUGUUGACAGUUCAACCUAUGUUAUUUGAGCUUAUUACAAGCUUAGCGUGGCCGCCUCGCCGCCGACGCAACGUCGCGUCGGCCCAUCACGGUACCGAGGUAAUCCUACAUGGUUCCCGGGAGGGGGUGGGGGGGCGGCAAUUUGUAGAUAGCCCAGGGGCGGCAAAUCUUCAAAUCCGCCUCUGUGAAAGUGGUCUAUAAAAAACCAGGAAGGAAACGCAUAGCCUUGUGGCUAUGAAAGGCAAAAGAAAGAUAUAAAAAGUAUAUUGGCUAAUUGGAAGAAACUCUGCAUUGUCGAUGCCUAAUAAGUUAUUACUUUAUAAACAAAAAUAUAGGGACCGCAGACGUUCGGAUACAAGUAGCGUCUCUUUGCAAAGACAAUGACGUCGACUUUGCAAAGUAACAAGACACUUACUCAACACACACUUCACAUUACAACUGAGUUAGUGAGCAGUUAUACAAUUACGUGGCUAAGGGUUCUAGUUCUAAACAAAGGCCAGAAUCAGAGAGAAAAAAAACAAAAAUAUUAAGACCUAUAUGGAUGCCCACUAUGGGGGUGUAGGUACUAGACCAAGUAAUAUAACAAUUAUAGAAAGAUUCCAGAACAAAAUACUGAGAAAUAUUGUUCAUGAGUACGAGAAUAUUGAGGAAAUUCAGCUCCUCGAUACUACUGAACUUUUGAACUAGCUUGAGUGAUAGGUGAUAGUAAAAAGCAGAGCAUAGUGCUUGUGUGCCUGUCUAUGUUAGAUUAGAUAAGAGACGCUAUGGGGUAAGCUCUUCAUUUUAAGGAACAGUAGUAAUUUAGGUUAAAUUAAAAUUUGGUCAGUUAUGACCAGAUUGUAAUUGUAAUAUACAAUUCAAUACAAUAAAUCAUCAUCGUAGUGAUGAUUAUGGAAAAAAUAUAUGACAAGAUUUUGUGCAAUAAAAAUGUUUAUAUUUAUCAAGGAUGUAUUAUUUGGUAUGGCCACAUAGACUUCUGGUAUAUCGUCGGUGAUGUGACAAUACCUCCCUAUCUGCUUUUUCAUGAAUUGUGUAGGAGACCAAAAAACAUUUUUAGGGUCAUCUCCUGUUUUCACAUGUAAAUUUUGACAUGUUUUGUUGUAAAUAGAUAGUUGAAUUUACUACAAAACAUGUCAAAAAAUAUCAUAUAAAAACAGGAGAUGACUGAAAAAAAUUUUUAGUCUCUCUUAAAAAACUCAUGAAAAAACAAA